CUGCUUGAGAGCGCGCUGUGUCUGUGUGUGUCCUACAAACACUGCGCCGGCGGCAACCUUCUAUCCUAAACUGCUCUUUUCUAUCUCCGUCUUCAUCACAACUCAGAAAGCCUGAGAAGCAGAAGUCGCCGUUUCACUGUUUUGUGUUUCUCUCAUCUACAGAGACGAGAAGAAGCUUCGAAGAAAAUAAAGACCAUUUCAUGACUUGGGUCUUCUUCCUUCCAUGGUUUUAUCGUCUUGGUUAUCAAAAAGAGUUCACCUUUUAAGCCGGGGAUUUCAUGUUGGUAAGCAGUUCUUUAGUCCAACUAGUGAAGAUAUCGUUUUUAAAGCAAUUUGUGUUAAUUUAAGACAGAGAAGAUGGAAGUUCAUGGAGCACUUGUCACCUAGUCUCUCCAAUGCUCUGGUGAGUCGUGUUCUUAGCGAGUUUCAGAGCUCGCCACAGUUAGCUUUGGAAUUUUACAAUUGGGUGGGAAGAGAGAAAAAGGGAUUUUCAUAUUCAUUGGCUUCUUCUUGUACUCUAAUUCAUGUGUUAGUUAAUUCGAGGAGAUUCAAUGAUGCAUUAUCACUAAUGGGGAAUUUAAUGUGCGUGAAUGGCAUAAAGCCAUCAGAACUCUUGGAAGGUUUGGUUGAUACUUGUGAUAAGUGUUAUUAUGAUACAGCGGUCUUUGAUGCAUUGGUUAGAGCUUGCACUCAAAUUGGGGCCACUGAGGGUGCUUAUGAGGUGAUCAGGAAGUUGAGAAUGGAGGGUUGUUGGGUAACAACUCAUGCUAUGAAUAAUUUUUUAAACCAUCUUUUGAAGGUAAAUGAGAUUGGUAGAUUUUGGAUGGUGUACAAGGAAAUGGUUUCUUAUGGGUAUGUUGAGAAUGUAUUUACUUUUAACUUGAUUAUAUAUGCUCUUUGUAAGCAGUUCAAAUUACUAGAGACACUAUCAGUGUUUUAUCGAAUGUUGAAGAGUGGUAUAUGGCCAAAUAUUGUUACUUUUAACAUGAUAAUUGAUGGAGCUUGCAGGAUGGGUGAUAUGGAGGUAGCCUUGAAGCUUCACAGGAAGAUGGGAGUUAUGUCAGCUGGGUCAGUUUCGCCUAAUUCUGUGACUUACAACUGUAUCAUAAAUGGGAUGUGCAAAAUUGGAAGAUUAGCAUUUGCAGAAGAAGUUCUUAAUAACAUGUUUAAGGCAGGUAUUGAGCCCAAUGUGAGGAGCUAUGCAACAUUGAUAAAUGGUCAUGCAAGAGGGAGUUGUUCUGAGGAGGCUCUAAGUUUGUGUGACAAAAUGGUGGAAGGGGGCUUGAUGCCUAAUGCUGUUGUUUACAAUUCCAUCCUCCACUGGCUUUACAGGGAAGGUGAUAUUCAGGGAGCUUCAUUGCUAUUGUCUGACAUGAUUGAUAAGCAUAUUUGUCCUGAUCCAUUCACGGUCUCUAUCAUACUAAAGGGCUUCUGCAGAAAUGGGUUUGUCAGUCAAGCAUUGCAGUUUCUUAACCAGGUUCUGGAUAAAAAUCUUAUCAGGGACACAUUUUCACACAAUAUUCUCAUUGAUUAUCUGUCUAAAAGAAAUGAUUUAGCAGGAGCCAGGCAACUUCUGGGAAGUAUGUUUGUCCACGGUUUGAUUCCUGAUGUGGUUACAUAUGGGACUUUAAUCAAUGCGUACUGCAAAGAAGGUAAAGUAGAAAACGCAGUUCAGGUUUAUGACAAGAUGUUAAAGGCAGACAAAGAACCCAACUUGGUAAUAUAUAACACUCUCCUUAAUGGAUUGUGCACGGAUGUAUCAAUGGAUGCAGUGAAACAUAUGAUGCACUCUUUGCAGAGCAUGGGCGUUUACGAUACUAUAACAUUUAAUACUCUAAUAAAUGCGUGUGGCACCAGUGGUAAGAUUGAUGAGGCGUUUGCUUUGUUUCUGCAAAUGAGCAAGGAGGCAAAUUUAGUGAACAGAGUAACCUACAACACAUUGAUAAACAUUCUCUGCAAGUCAGGGUGUAUGGAACAAGCAAAGGAACUUACGAAGAGGAUGGUUCAACAGGGCUUGAUUCCCGACUUUGUAACAUACACGACACUCAUCACCAGCUCCGCUAAACAUUGCAGUCCAAAGGAAGUGACUGAAUUGCACGACUACAUGGUGCUUAAAGGAGUGAUACCUGACAGACGCACAUACAAGGCCAUUGUUUCCCCUCUUCUUGGGGGAGAAAGUGAAGAGGCAACGGUUUAGCUAGCUAAUUAUUGUUGGAGUUGUGGUGUGAAAGCUGCACAAGAGGCAGCAAAUGAAAGAAAGCUGCACAAGUGGCAGCAAAUGAAAACAGAGCUGCACAAGGGGCAGCAAAUGAAGAAGGAAGGCUGCACCAAAGCACGGUAGCAGCAGAGUGCAGCAAGCUAUGCUGCAAAUUUUGAUGAAAUGAGGCUAAAAUGAAAGGCAAAUGGAAGGCUGCAAAGUAGCAACAAGAACAGCCACAUGGAGCCUCACAAAUGCAAGCAAGACUUUUCAUGUAGUCUUGCAUUAAAUGUUUGAUAGAUUUGCUUGUAUUAGAUAAAGAUUGGGUGAGAAA
Molecule: messenger RNA, 2531 nt
Organism: Rubroshorea leprosula
Lineage: Eukaryota; Viridiplantae; Streptophyta; Magnoliopsida; Malvales; Dipterocarpaceae
Source: the annotation of a GenBank genome assembly